Messenger RNA from Abrus precatorius (Indian licorice), 734 nucleotides. RefSeq names its product F-box protein GID2. Gene Ontology annotation, biological process: regulation of gibberellic acid mediated signaling pathway. Gene Ontology annotation, molecular function: protein binding. Gene Ontology annotation, cellular component: SCF ubiquitin ligase complex. Lineage: Eukaryota; Viridiplantae; Streptophyta; Magnoliopsida; Fabales; Fabaceae. The record is from RefSeq and is a predicted model, not a curated record. Bases 189 to 671 code for a protein of 160 amino acids. The transcript has a single exon.
CCUAACCUUUAACUUUUUAUUCUCAUUCUCCAUCUCUCCACACAACAAAAACCCUCUCAACCCAAUCACAAAUCACAAUCCCUUUCCCCGCUUCUUAAUUUCAAAGAGGGGAAGAAAAAAAGAGGCAAAAGGGUUUUCAAAAUCUGAGCUUGUGAUUAUAGAAACACAAGGUGGUUAAUUAUUUAAGAAUGAAGCGUGCUCUCUCCAGCGACACGGUGGAGGAUAACAAGAUGAAAAGGGCAAAGCUUAAAGAAGAAAGUGAGGGGGAAAAGACACGUGGCAGCGUGUACCUCGACGACAACGUUUUGUUCGAAGUGUUGAAACACGUGGACGCGCGGUCGUUGGCGAUGGCGAGUUGCGUGAGCAAGCAGUGGCACAAAACGGCACAGGAUGAGAGACUCUGGGAACUCAUCUGCACCAAACAGUGGGCAAACACAGGGUGCGGUGAGCAACAGCUAAGAUCCGUGGUCCUCGCACUAGGUGGCUUUCGUCGCCUCCACGCGCUUUACCUUUGGCCUCUUUCCAAGCCCCACGCUCCUUCUCUCCCGGCUUUCCCGCGCGUGCUUCGCUCCAACCCUCGUUUGGGGAAAGACGAGGUUCACCUCUCCCUCUCCCUCCUCUCUAUUCGCUACUACGAGAAAAUGAAUUUCAAUAACAGAAAUAACAGAUGAAUUCGUGAGUUUUUAGUUUUCCCUUAUGUUUCAGUUGCUCUGUUUUCAUUCGGGUUUUGUUUC